Molecule: messenger RNA, 543 nt
Organism: Pterocles gutturalis (yellow-throated sandgrouse)
Lineage: Eukaryota; Metazoa; Chordata; Aves; Pterocliformes; Pteroclidae
Product: DDB1- and CUL4-associated factor 12
Exons: 3
Cellular component (GO): Cul4-RING E3 ubiquitin ligase complex
Molecular function (GO): protein binding
Source: RefSeq, a predicted model, not a curated record
UAUGGGUGGGAUCACUCGGUUCACAAAAGGAAAAGACUUCCCCCAGUGAAAAGGUCUCUGGUGUACUACCUGAAAGGCAGAGAGGUCAGGAUGCAGAAUGAGUCCAGCUAUCACCGUUUAUUGCAUGGAUACGCAGCCCAGCAGCUUCCCAGCCUCCUGAAGGAGAGAGAAUUUCACCUCGGAACACUUAAUAAAGUGUUUGCCUCCCAGUGGCUGAACCACCGGCAAGUGGUGUGUGGGACAAAAUGCAACACAUUAUUUGUGGUAGAUGUCCAGACUGCUCAAAUUACCAAGAUUCCUAUUCUGAAAGAUCGUGAACCCAGCAUAGUGAACCAGCAGGGAUGUGGUAUUCAUGCCAUUGAGCUCAACCCUUCGAGGACCCUUCUGGCCACAGGUGGAGACAACCCCAAUAGUCUUGCAAUUUAUCGUCUGCCUACGCUUGAUCCUGUCUGUGUGGGAGAUGAUGGACAUAAGGACUGGAUAUUUUCAAUUGCAUGGAUCAGUGAUACUAUGGCUGUUUCUGGUAAAGUCAAAUUUUUUUCU